UAGACAAGCAAAUGCAAAUCGAGGAGGGACUUCAGCAGUUAAGUGAAAGAAAAUCACCAAGGAAGCGAUGGAGUCUACGUGAGUUUAAGGGAAAAAAUGAGGCUUUGUUUAUGCACAUCUGGAUUAGAAGGGACAACAAUAUAAAGGUACAUUUUUAUUUAGCUAGUUCAUACUUAAGUAUGACUUUUUCUUUUUUGAAAACUAUGAUCGAAAAAUCACGAAUACAUACGCAUUUCUGUUAGCGUAAAGUCUACGAGACGGAACUACAAAGAGAAAAUUUAGAUGAUUUUCCUCUGGAUAACGUUUACACUCGAAUGCUGAAGUCCAGUCCUCGCGCGGUACUGGUAUCGGUGAUCACGUUGGUACUUUUUUUUACAACCACAUUCACAUGUGGGCCCAAGUGUUAUUCUCCUAUAACAGGCGCUUGCCAUAAUGUAACCAUUCCUGUGCCGCGGUCCUAUCUCGCCGACAAGGCGAACUGGGGGAACAAAUGCUCGGCCCCGAUGACCAAGAGUCUCCUGGAAGCCGAUUGGUUGCUUCCGUCCGGCGUGACAGUUACUUUCAUCAGGUGUCAUCGGGAGCGAGCCUGUGCGCGUCCGCCAGCGCAUCAUUCAGCACUCGCAUUUUGUAUGCCUGAGGUCUGCUUGGUUCCAGUACAAAGGCAGCAGAAUUUCAGCAAACAGUCAGAUGAAUCUGUUGUUUAACUGCCUUGUCACUCUUCAAGGGCAAAGAGACGUCCCAGAGCACGGGUCAGGAAGCCAUUUCGUGGAAGACCGCCCCCUUUGCUCUUCUGCGCCUGCGAGUCUCUGGAGCCACUCCCUUUACGCCCUGAUCACCCCCUUCACUGGCGGCAUGCUGCCCCGAGGCAGACGGCACCUUCCUGCUCAACACAAAAAUAUAAGAAGUUUGGUGAAGCCACCACCAUUUGGGCUUACGUUCCGUAAAUGUGCACAGCAGGUGGAGGUUGGCCUGGAGUUCCCCCGGGUGACCAUCUACUUGCUGAUUAACAACACAGGCACCCCCGCCGGCCACCUCACCCAGCUCAGCAUCCGAGACACCGUGUCCGGCCUGUCGCUCCUGGAGAACCACGGCAAAGUGCUGGAGAAGGGCUUCCUGACUUUUGCUGAGGAUUCCCUGUUGGCUGGUUUGCACUACUCACUGAAUUACAGCGCCAUCAUCAGAGCCCACAGGGAUGAGAUCCUGGAACUGCCUGCCUACCUGACCUUUUCCAACGCCUCUCAGAAUGAUAUCAACUUGUUUGGUCCUGUGGUUGCCAAUCUCACACUUAGGAUCAAUUCUACUGAGAAGGUAUACCCAAACCAUGGCAUCAACUUUGCCGGCUUUCUGGGCUCUUUCAUGUUGGUGGUGUUUCUGGGCCUUCUCCUCAUCCACAGGCUGUGCACUGCUGCCAGGAGGAACACGCUGCAGCAACGGAGAAGGGCAGGAGUUCUGAACGGCGACCCAGAUCCAGAGUAUGCCGUUUGCAACAUCAGUGAGACCGCCAAGGAGGAGGCGGCCUUUGAGGACAAGAUAGUGGACAUCAUGGUACUGGAGGACCCCCAGAACAUGCGCCAAGCCUUAGAGAACCUGCACAUGUCUGACCUGCUGCGAGCGGCGGCCGGCCUGGAAAGCAGCCGUGUGCAGAUCCACAAAGACCUGGCGGCGGCGUUGCUGGGUGGCCCCCGCCUGCAGGGACAGCUGUCUGCCCAGGCCGAGGGCCGGCUACUGGGUGUGUUGCACGGGCAGCUGAUGGGCAUGGAGGGCAAGCUGAAGGAGGAGCACGUGGCACGAGUGGCAGCGCUGGCGGCCCAGUGUGGCCUGGAGACGCGUGAGGAGAUGGAGGCCGAGCACCGGAGGCAGGCCGCCCAGAAAGCCCUAGCAGAGCGCCUCUUACAGCAGGCCCCGCGGCAGCUGGCCCUGGAAUGCGGCGUGCUGCUGGACAAGCUUCAUGAGCUGGACCAGGACCGGCUCAGGAGGGGUCUGCUGGGCCGCCACGAGGAGGCCUCGGCCCGCGUUCAGAGGCAGGCCGUGGUGCAGCGACGGGCCGAGCUGCACAAGAUCUUCUCUGAAGAGCUGGAGGAGGCCACCCGGAUGGGGGAGAUGGACAGGGGUGUGGCCAAUGGUCUUCUGCACACCUACUUCACCUGCCAGGAUCAGCUGGAGGAAGUGCUGGAUGUGUUCCUGGCCAAUCAGAGGAGCGUCCUCGGGGAGCGCCACGCCCAGAGACAGUUCCUUGUGCACAGCCUCCAGAGUCUGAAGAGUCUAAUGUGCGAGGUGUUUGCCAAGACGUCAGCCCACAUGGAGAACUGGUUCCGGGAACUCAGGAAAGAGGCCUGUGCGGCUGAGGAGCAGUUGGAGCAGCUACUUGAAAAGGCCAAGAAGGAGCUUCUGCUGGUGAAGCAGGGCCUGGAUGAGGUUCUGACGCAAGAGCGCAGCUCUAUGCACUGUGAGCUAGUUAAGAAGAGGAGGGGCCUCAUCUCUGACAAGCUGCAAGAGCACAAGCGCAAGCAAAAGGAACUGUCAGCUCUGGGACGGGUCUGGGCGGAGGGUGCUGACCUGGCCCCCUACCUUCUUCGCUGGCACAGCCUGCUCACCUCGCAGUGCCUGGAACUGGGCGAGCUCAUCAACAACCUGGACGAGGAGGCGGCCGCUGACAUCCGCAAGGUGACGAUGCGGGCGAUCCACAGCUCCAUGGUGGAGGUGAAGGCCAUCCUGCCAGCGGCAGCCGGCGCGUUGCUAGGCCCGGGGUCGACACGCUUCCUGCCGCAGCGGGAACCGGUGGGCGCUGCCCUGGCUGAGGCCCAGGAGCGGCUGCAUGGUGAGGGCAAGGCAGCACAGCGCCUCCUACAGGCUACCCGUGAUGACCUGCAGCACGGCCUGGAGCAGGAGCUGCAUGAGCAGCGGGAGCUCCGGCUGCAUGCCAGGGGAUACUUCCAGACCCUCUGUGCCUCCCAGCUCACUCUGUCCGAGGAGGAGUCGCUCCGAUUAAAGCUGGCAUUCCAGAAUUGCCUGUCCCAGAUGGACCACUGCCUGGUGCUGCCUCGAGCCCAUUCCCGCUGCCGGCUGCAGGCCUUGCUUUCCCAGUGGAGGCGAGAGAAGCUCCUGGAGAAAAGGACUCAGCCUGUUGGUGUGCCGGUGGAGGAGAGAUGGGAAACGUGUCCAUCAGAGCUCCUGGCACUCAGGAAGCAGACCGAGACACAACUUCAGAUCUAUGAGCAGGAGGAGGAGGAGGAAAGCACGGCCAUGAAGAAGGUGCUGGAGGAGAUGCGUCUGGAGCGGGAGGAGGAGUUGCAGGUCCAGGAGGAGGACCUGGCAGUGCAGGCGGCUGUCGUCCACUUCCAGCGGGCAGAGAAAAGGACGAGGGCUUUGGAGACUUAUGGGGCCGUACUCAAGCUGCAGGGCUGCCUGGUGGAGGAGAUGCGUCCCACUGGGGCCCUGGGGGCCCCCGAAGUGGCCCAGAGUAUUCGCAGCCACCGGCAGGGCCUUGAAGAGGCAGACCUCCUGUUGCAGAGGGAGAGGACAGAAUGGGAGGCCUUAGCGACAGGCCACCCAGUGUCUGAUGACAUUCUGGACAAGGCAGGAGAGAACGGCAUGUUCCACGUAGAAGAAGACUGCAGGAUUUCCGUGGGCCUCCAGGAGGCGCUGCGCAAGUGCGAGCAGGUCACCACAGCACUCACAGAGAGGUUGCGUGAUGAGAAUGAAAGAAGCCAGGUGAUCGAAGAUCUUAAGGAGCAGUUGGAGCUGAAGGGUAUCUACACACAUCUGGACCAGGAGCUGGAUUUCAUGGCAGGCCUAGUGAAGUGGACCCAGGUGUCAGCCGGCACCCUCCUAGAGACCCUGGGGCUUCUACUGCCUGCCUCCCCAGAGGCCGACCUGCUCUCCCUGGUGGACAUGCUGUAUCCCAGGCAGUCCCUGUCCUCAGCAGCAGCUGAGCGGGACAGAGGGUGGGCUGACGGAACAAGAGCAGCUCUCUUGAGUAGACUGAGGGACGACAUCAUCCAUCGGAAUAUCCUAACACCUCCACAGGGCAAAGAGAGAGAGAGGAUCCUGAAGAAGAGACAAAGCCUUCUGGAGAAGCUCUUCUCUCCUCCACGAGCCGAGAGUUCCGGAAGCACCCAUCAAAUUUUGGUCGAGGAGAAACCCCUAGAGGUGUCAGGCAGACCAUCAGUGCCGCGUCCCGACCCAGCUUCAACAUCGGAGCGUGAGAUUGCAGAUGCGAGACAGGCUUCUGGCCAGGAUAUGGAAGUGGAUGUCAGUGUGAGCACACAAGCCACCCAGAGCUGGAGCCCCUCUGACACAGAGGGAAAGGUGUUUGUCUUCAAGCUGCAGCCUGAGGUGACUGAUUUGGCAGGCACAGCACCGAAGAAAGGACGAAGGAAAAAGAGAAACUACCUCAACUUCAAGAAGGGGGCUGUAGCUCCACAGGAAGAUGAGUGAUCUAGCUGAUCAGGCCAGAUUGGUUCUGAAGCUGCUGAACACCACUGGCCAGACCAUCCUGCUCUAUACUUAGCAAUCAGUAUUAUUCACAUCUGCAUGUCUACACUUCGAAUGCUAAUUUCAUGGAAUGUUCCACUUUUUACAUAUAUUUUUAUUAUUCUUCAUUUUUAUUAUUAAUAUAAAUUUUUAAAUGUAUUAUACAUGUACCUUUUAUACAUAUUUAUGCGUAAGUCUGUUGUCUUUAGUUGGUUGUCUUAAGUUAGUUGUCUUUCUGGAAUUAUAAUUGUAAUAUUGUGCUUUAAUAAUAUUAGUUUUUACUGUUUAUAUUAGUACAGGUAAAAUAUUAUUUGGAUAGUCCGCCUACAGAAGGUACACAGAGUAUUUGUAACAUUUCAACGACUUAUUAGUUACGAUUCAGCAAUUCAUUUAACAUUGGUUGAGUGACUAGUCAAAAUGAAUUAAAUUAUUCUAAGAAUAUGUAGGUACUCUAUGUUCCUGUAUCGUUACAUAUACUCAGAGAUGGGGACUCAAAUCGCACAAAGACUUGUGACUUGACUUUAGACUUGCCCUCAACGACUUGAGACUUGACUUGGACAUGGGUGUUGUGACUCGUGAACAAUGUUCAUUUCAUGGAAUUAUUUAUUUAAUUAUUUCAUUCAUUUCAGUUUUUCCAAUGUGUAAAUUAUGGGAAAAUCGGAGGUAGACUGAAUAUUUCCUUCCCUUGAUAUUACACGCAACGUAACGCAUGUGUGCAGACACCCGUUUUAUUUGAUUAACGUCUCACUAUGUUCCAGUCUAGGCUACCAGCAAGUAGCAGACCAGUAGAAGCCCUAUACUCUGCCACCAUUUACCAGAUGGCUGCAGAGUAUGUAUGGAUGUAGUCUAUUGAUGUAACGUUAAUCCUAUGCAUUAAUCGCUGUUUAGAAUAGGCAGUAUUAUCUCAGAUAGCAUCUGAUGAGAGAACGUUCAUUUCAGUCAUUUGAGACUUGAGACUUGACUUGGACUCGGACUCAAGUACAGACUUGAGACUUGACUUGGACUCAAGUACAGACUUGAGACUUGUCUUGGACUCAAGUACAGACUUGAGACUUGAUUUGGACUUGGAAAAAAUGACUUAACAUCUCUGCAUAUACUCUGUAUGCGGUGUAUUCUGUUAAACAUCUACAGACACAGCAAAAAAAGUUUUUCAGAUGUUACAAAUACUCUGUUAACCUUUUAUAGGCAGAUUAACUAAAUAAAGUGUUACUCCAUUAAAUAAUAAACAGUUUUAGAGUAGUAAUAGUAAUCUGUUUGUUGCAGGUCUAAAUUUUCUAGAUGUAGAAUUUCUUUGAGUAUUUAUUCUCAAUGUCUGAAUUCCUGUUUUAGUGAAAUAUACUUGGCGUUCAGUUUAUCAGCUAUACCUGCUUGUUAAUGCACACAGCCCGCUCCUCUCUACACUGUGUUUGGAGUUAUGUGGUUGUGACUGACAAUGUUGAAUAUAUCCAACUGAAUCUAUAUUCUAGGCCUGGGUUCCCCUAUUCCGGGCCUGGAGGGUCAGAAUCCAAUAGUGCAGAUUUUUCUGCUCAAACACAGCUACUAAAGCUAGUGAUUAGCUGAUUAAGAUGUGAGUGCAGCAGAGAGAUCUGCAGACUGUGUUGAAUACUGACCCUAAAACUGGGAACCCAGUUUGAGUGAGUUAAUUUUUCUUUGGGGCAUCCAGGGCAUGUCUCCAUGAAAGCAGGUGUGUACAACCAUACAGUUAUUCUCAAUCUGUAUUACAGUACUAUUUAAGUCCUUUCAAGUCUGCCUAUCAGACUCAUCAGUAUAACUCCCGUCACAAAGAUUCCAGUUGUCCAGUAAGUUAUACAAAUCUGAAGCCCUUUACUAGUUCAUCCUAAUAUGAGCAGUUCACAAAAUAAAUGUAGUAUUUUGUAUAUUGUUUUCAUGGUAUACAAUCACACAUACUAAUCAUUAAAUUUAGCUGGAUGGUCAGAGCACCUUCUUUGUGAUGUCAAAUCAAGAACAGUUUUAGUUGUUUGAGGCAUCAGGAAAUGAAGUAAGAAUAACAAUACUUUUUACUGCCUCCCUGAAAUAGAAUAAUGACAUAGUGAUAUCUGAGUCUGAAAGACUGACAUUUGGGUUGGAAAUAAACCUGUCUGCUUGGAUGGAUAAGGUAGUCCUUUAUGCACCGAUCCCAUUGUGCCCCUUUGACACCAGAAUAUUCAGGUGUGAGAAUCUUUUUCCACGUUUCUUCUAUCGCUGUGCCUUGUUUAGCGGCCAUGAAGCUUUUCCCAUCACCACUGGCACAUGGCUUCCAGUGCCGAUGCAGGCCACAGUCAGGAAUGUGCUGUCCGUCGAGCACACGCUGGGCUCAAAAAAAGGAGCCCCACAUGGACAAUUGAACUCACAGAGGUGAGCAAUUCACUUGUUCCUGGUGGGAGCUCCCGACCACUAAAAGGAGAGCAAGAAUUUUUUUAUAUGUGCAAGCCGCUCCCUGCUAGGCCUUUGUAUCUCUUCACAUUAGGAUUCUUUCCUCAUUGUACUUUUAGGUUGUCAUUUUUUUGAUAUGACAGGCAGUCCCAGCUAUAAACGGAGUGCCUAAUUGCCUAUUGCUCAAUGCAGCCAUGGCCACACACUGUGGUCACAUUAGAGACCCCAAGAGACUUGCAAAUUUCACACAGAGAGCAGAGAUGGGAUUCAAACCAUGAAUUCUGGACAUGUUCAGCGGCUGACACAGCCACUGCACCAAAACCCCUUUUCUCUUUGUUUCAUUACGCUGAAUUUUCUGCAGAAACUUCUUUAACAGAAAUUUGCCUAAAACAAAUUAUUCAAUUUUUAAUAUUCUGGAUUGAAGUUUUUCACAAUAUCCCUUCAUCAUGUAUCCAAAAUAAGGGAGACUCUCAGAACAACAGCAUUGUAUUCCCCAGACAGCCCUGUCACUUGCUCCACCCCUCUAAUCCAUACUCAUCCCAGACUCUCCAACCUGUACAAUUUAUAGAAGUACUAGUUAGAUCAACUGUAAAUGUGAAAGCCAAUAAAUAUGUUUUUACCUAAA
Messenger RNA from Paramormyrops kingsleyae, 7471 nucleotides. RefSeq names its product limbin. Lineage: Eukaryota; Metazoa; Chordata; Actinopteri; Osteoglossiformes; Mormyridae. Gene Ontology annotation, cellular component: ciliary membrane; plasma membrane protein complex. The record is from RefSeq and is a predicted model, not a curated record. Gene Ontology annotation, biological process: smoothened signaling pathway.